Messenger RNA from Saimiri boliviensis boliviensis (Bolivian squirrel monkey), 646 nucleotides. Its product is annotated as frataxin, mitochondrial. Gene Ontology annotation, molecular function: ferrous iron binding; 2 iron, 2 sulfur cluster binding; iron chaperone activity. Gene Ontology annotation, biological process: iron incorporation into metallo-sulfur cluster; intracellular iron ion homeostasis. Gene Ontology annotation, cellular component: mitochondrion. Lineage: Eukaryota; Metazoa; Chordata; Mammalia; Primates; Cebidae. The record is from RefSeq and is a predicted model, not a curated record.
AUGUGGACUCUCGGCCGCCGCGCAGCCGCCGGCUUCCUACUCUGGCCGUCGUCCCCCAGCCCGGCCCAGGCCCAGACCGUCACCCGGGCCCCGCGGCUUGGGGAGUUGGCCCAGCUCUGCGCCCGCCGCGGCCUGCCCACCGGAAUCGCAGAGGCCUGCGCGUCCCGCCACGCCAGUUUGAAUCUUCGUGGCCUCAACCAGAUUCAGAAUGUCAAAAAGCAGAGUGUCUAUUUGAUGAAUUUGAGGAAAACGGGAACUUUGGGUCACCCAGGCUCUCUAGAUGAGACCACCUAUGAAAGACUAGCAGAGGAAACGCUGGACUCCUUAGUAGAGUUUUUUGAAGACCUUGCAGACAAGCCAUACACAUUUGAAGACUAUGAUGUUUCCUUUGGGAGUGGUGUCUUAACUGUUAAACUGGGUGGAGAUCUAGGAACUUACGUGAUCAACAAGCAGACGCCAAACAAGCAAAUCUGGCUAUCUUCUCCAUCCAGUAGACCCAAGCGUUAUGACUGGACUGGGAAAAACUGGGUAUACUCCCACGACGGCGUGUCCCUCCAUGAGCUGCUGGCCACAGAGCUCACUAAAGCCUUAAAAACCAAACUGGACUUGUCUUCAUUGGCCUAUUCCGGAAAAGAUGCUUGAUGCC